AUGGACCAAGAGGAGAGAGAUGAGGCAAGGGAAUUUUCACAGAUCCCGCCAGUAAGCUCGGCCGAAGCCUCUAUCCCUAAAGACAUAAAGAAAAGGCACCAAACCUACCAAGUUGGCCUGCACAGAAGAGAGCACAAUGCCCGGUACCUGCAAUUAUAUCCGUGUUUCGGAAAGAUAGACCCCCUCUGCCGAUGCGUUGAAAGGUCAGGGCUCGAAAAGAAGGGGGGAACCGAACAACAACCGUGGAUUGUGGUUCAGCGACGAAAAGUCAACCGUGAACCAGCGAAGGGAGAGAAAGCUUGGGGGGUCGCGAGGUUCUGCCGGCUGCAGGCGUGGCUGCCGCUGGUGUGGCACGUGACCGGAGCGGCGUCAACGGCCGCUCAACGUCCGGCUGCGAAUGGAAAAGGUGAUGUCGGACAAUCGUCACCUCGAUGCCCCAUUAUGGUUUACCGUUCGCUCUCAAUUGUUUCAAGACUACGCAGCAUGGACAGCUGA
Molecule: messenger RNA, 495 nt
Organism: Coccidioides immitis RS
Lineage: Eukaryota; Fungi; Ascomycota; Eurotiomycetes; Onygenales; Onygenaceae
Exons: 2
Coding region: 1-495 (164 amino acids)
Source: RefSeq, a predicted model, not a curated record